Castor canadensis (American beaver) is the source of this 2534-nucleotide messenger RNA. NCBI's taxonomy places the organism in Eukaryota, Metazoa, Chordata, Mammalia, Rodentia, Castoridae. The record is from RefSeq and is a predicted model, not a curated record.
AAUGACAUGAAUUACAUAGCAUCUAGUGGACUUCUAUUCAAAGAUGGCAAAAAACGAAUUGAUUACAUCCUGGUUUAUAGAAAGACAAAUAUACAAUAUGACAAAAGGAACACAUUUGAAAAGAACCUCAGAGCAGAAGGCUUGAUGUUGGAGAAAGAGCCAGCCAUUGCAAACCCUGAUAUCAUGUUUAUUAAAAUUCACAUUCCAUGGGACACGCUGUGCAAGUAUGCAGAGAGGCUGAAUAUCAGGAUGCCCUUCAGGAAAAAAUGCUAUUAUACUGACCAGAGGAACAAAUCAAUGAGCAGGGUACAAAAUUAUUUCAAAAGAAUCAAAAAGUGGAUGUCGCAAAACCCAAUGGUUCUUGACAAGUCAGCUUUUCCAGAACUAGAGGAGUCAGACUGCUACACCGGACCUUUCAGCAGAGCACGAAUUCACCACUUUAUAAUAAACAAUAAGGACACCUUCUUUAGCAAUGCUACUCGAAGCAGGAUAGUCUAUCAUAUGCUGGAACGCACCAAAUACGAAAACGGGAUAUCAAAAGUGGGUAUCCGUAAACUUAUUAACAACGGCUCCUAUAUUGCAGCAUUUCCCCCACAUGAGGGAGCCUACAAAAGCAGCCUGCCCAUCAAAACCCAUGGACCUCAGAAUAACAGGCAUCUGUUGUAUGAACGCUGGGCACGCUGGGGAAUGUGGUACAAGCAUCAGCCUCUGGAUUUAAUCAGGCUGUACUUUGGUGAGAAGAUUGGGCUGUACUUUGCUUGGCUGGGGUGGUAUACUGGAAUGCUGAUUCCCGCAGCAGUUGUUGGCCUGUGUGUUUUCUUCUAUGGAUUAGUUACAAUGAAUGAAAGUCAAGUAAGCCAAGAAAUUUGUAAAGCAACAGAAGUCUUCAUGUGCCCUCUGUGUGACAAGAACUGCUCACUGCAAAGACUCAAUGACAGCUGCAUCUAUGCCAAGGUGAGUGACAUAUUGUUUGAUAAUGGAGGGACAGUCUUCUUUGCUAUUUUUAUGGCAAUAUGGGCCACAGUCUUCCUGGAGUUUUGGAAAAGGAGAAGAAGUAUACUAACCUAUACUUGGGACCUUAUUGAAUGGGAAGAAGAGGAGGAAACACUUCGUCCACAGUUUGAAGCAAAGUAUUAUAAGAUGGAAGUAAUCAAUCCCAUUACAGGAAAACCUGAGCCACAUCAACCUUCAUCAGACAAAAUCACUCGUCUUCUUGUGUCUGUCUCAGGAAUAUUCUUCAUGAUUUCCUUGGUGAUCACUGCAGUGUUUGCAGUUGUGGUGUAUCGCCUGGUUGUCAUGGAACAGUUUGCAUCUUUCAAGUGGAAUUUCAUCAAACAACACUGGCAGUUUGCAACAUCUGCUGCUGCUGUCUGUAUCAAUUUCAUAAUCAUUAUGUUGCUGAAUCUUGCUUAUGAAAAAAUUGCUUACCUGCUCACUAAUUUAGAAUAUCCUCGAACAGAAUCUGAGUGGGAAAACAGCUUUGCCCUGAAAAUGUUCCUUUUCCAAUUUGUCAACUUAAACAGUUCUAUCUUCUAUAUUGCUUUCUUUUUGGGAAGAUUUGUAGGCCACCCUGGAAAAUACAAUAAACUUUUUGACCGAUGGAGACUAGAGGAAUGUCAUCCUAGUGGCUGUUUGAUAGACCUCUGUCUCCAGAUGGGUGUUAUCAUGUUUUUGAAGCAAAUAUGGAACAACUUCAUGGAACUGGGAUACCCGCUGAUCCAGAACUGGUGGUCACGACACAAAAUCAAACGGGGAAUACAAGACGCUUCCAUACCUCAGUGGGAAAAUGAUUGGAACCUGCAGCCCAUGAACAUUCACGGACUGAUGGACGAGUACUUAGAAAUGGUUUUACAAUUCGGCUUUACCACUAUCUUUGUUGCGGCUUUUCCUCUGGCCCCUCUUUUGGCUUUGCUAAACAAUAUCAUUGAAAUCAGACUGGAUGCAUACAAAUUCGUCACGCAGUGGCGGAGGCCUCUACCAGCCCGAGCAACUGACAUAGGUAUCUGGCUUGGAAUUCUUGAGGGAAUUGGUAUAUUGGCUGUGAUCACCAAUGCCUUCGUAAUUGCUAUUACAUCUGACUACAUCCCACGUUUUGUCUAUGAGUACAAAUACGGUCCCUGUGCAAAUCAUGAAGAACAGAAUGAAAAUUGCUUAAAGGGAUACGUUAACAACAGCCUAUCCUUCUUUGACUUGAGCGAGCUUGGAAUGGGAAAAUCUGGUUACUGCAGGUAUCGAGACUACAGAGGCCCCCCUUGGAGUUCCAAACCUUAUGAGUUCACCUUACAAUACUGGCACAUCCUCGCUGCUCGAUUGGCCUUCAUCAUUGUGUUUGAGCACCUUGUAUUUGGGAUUAAGUCAUUCAUCGCAUAUCUGAUUCCAGAUGUACCAAAGGGCCUACAUGAACGAAUACGACGAGAGAAGUAUUUAGUCCAAGAAAUGAUGUAUGAAGCAGAACUAGAACAUUUACAACAACAACGGAGAAAAAGUGGUCAGCCUGUUCACCAUGAAUGGCCUUAGUUCGUGCCUGUUACCCA